AUGAGGGAGGCCAUUCAGUUGUUGACCCAGUUAGUAGUCGCUCAGGCUCAGCGGCAAGGUAGUGGUCAUGGUGAUAGAGCGGUCAGCGCCAGAGUUCAUGAUUUCAUCAACCUAGACCAUCCAGAAUUCUUUGGGUCAAAACCAAAAGAGGACCCGCAAAACUUCAUAGAUGAGAUGCUGAGAACAUUGCAGGAAGGUAUGGAUAUUUCUCGUAUUCAGGCCCAUGCCCAGAAUCUUGAGAAACGGCAGCAGCAGCGGAGGAGUGAGCGUGAGCAUGAUAGGGGUUAUAGGAAGAGGGCUAGAUUCUCCGACACAGUUAGCGAGUUCAGAGGAGCUCAGAGCUCCAGAGCUCUCAAUUCUCAGAUCAAUAGUGGUUCCAGUCAGAUGAGACCACCUUUAACAUGGUGUACUCAGUGUGGUAGACUGCAUUGGGGACAGUGCCGAUCAGGUUCAGAUAUUUGUUAUGCCUACAGUCAGCCAGGCUAUUUUAUGCGUGACUGUCCAUCGAGAGUUGGUAGAGGUAUGGUCCAGCCUACAAGAUCAGCUACUGAUUCUUCAUCAUCUGUACGCCCUCCGGGGAAAAGCUCACAGACACCAGCAGGUUUUGGUAGAGGGAAAGCAAAAGUAGUAGUUGAUGCUCUCAGCCGCAGAUCCAUGGAUAGCUUAUGUGAUGUCCAACCGGAGAAGAGGGAGUUAGCUCGUGAGCUUCAAUAG
Lycium barbarum (goji berry) is the source of this 714-nucleotide messenger RNA. RefSeq lists its product as uncharacterized. The transcript has 4 exons. Bases 1 to 714 code for a protein of 237 amino acids. The record is from RefSeq and is a predicted model, not a curated record. Lineage: Eukaryota; Viridiplantae; Streptophyta; Magnoliopsida; Solanales; Solanaceae.